AUUGGCUAGUGGAUGGAACCCGGAUAAAGUGAGUAUAUAAAUGAGGAACGGUUGGCGAGCGGGUCAAGUUGUUUCAGCAGCGGCUAAAGACAAUAGCAAGAAAAUCUGUAUUUUUUACUGCGGUUUAAGGUCCUAUCUGACAAAAGUAUAAAAUGGCUGGCGGUAAGGCUGGAAAGGACUCCGGAAAGACCAAGACAAAGGCUAUUUCGCGCUCACAGAGAGCAGGACUGCAGUUUCCAGUGGGUCGUAUCCACAGACACCUGAAGUCCAGAACCACCAGCCAUGGCAGAGUGGGAGCCACAGCGGCCGUGUACAGCGCAGCUAUUCUUGAAUACCUCACUGCUGAGGUUUUGGAGUUGGCAGGAAAUGCAUCAAAGGACCUUAAAGUGAAGCGAAUCACUCCACGCCACUUGCAGCUUGCCAUCAGAGGAGAUGAGGAGCUUGAUUCUCUUAUCAAGGCCACAAUUGCCGGUGGAGGUGUGAUCCCACACAUCCACAAGUCUCUAAUUGGAAAGAAGGGCCAGCAGAAGACUGUAUAACCUGAGGUGCUCUGGAUGGUGUGCUGUCUCAGGAUUGAAGUCUGCAUCUGAAGUGGUUAAAUGUCUUGGAUCCAAACAUGUUUAGAAAUUUUUAUGGUUAAUCUUGCAUUUAUUCACCUGGGUUUUUAUUACCUUUUUUCUGUCUCAAGUGGCUUCAAAGAAGCUUUCUUUCCCUUUUCCUGGUGCUGCAGUUUGUUAUCCAUGCUGUGUGGCAUUUCCAUGUUUAAAGUGGUGUUUUAAUAAAGCCCUUGUUGGGCAUUUGUUCUGUU
Gambusia affinis (western mosquitofish) is the source of this 808-nucleotide messenger RNA. RefSeq names its product histone H2A.Z. The record is from RefSeq and is a predicted model, not a curated record. The transcript has 5 exons. Lineage: Eukaryota; Metazoa; Chordata; Actinopteri; Cyprinodontiformes; Poeciliidae. Gene Ontology annotation, molecular function: protein heterodimerization activity; structural constituent of chromatin; DNA binding. Bases 153 to 539 code for a protein of 128 amino acids. Gene Ontology annotation, cellular component: nucleosome.